This is a messenger RNA of Zygotorulaspora mrakii, 1569 nucleotides long. RefSeq lists its product as uncharacterized. The transcript has a single exon. Gene Ontology annotation, molecular function: transmembrane transporter activity. The record is from RefSeq and is a predicted model, not a curated record. Gene Ontology annotation, biological process: transmembrane transport. Lineage: Eukaryota; Fungi; Ascomycota; Saccharomycetes; Saccharomycetales; Saccharomycetaceae. Gene Ontology annotation, cellular component: membrane. Bases 1 to 1569 code for a protein of 522 amino acids.
AUGUCAUCCACAGCAUCAGAUGAAAUAAAAAAGACAACAAAUAUGGAAUUGACGCAAGAAAAGAACCCAAUUAUAUUCAGCGUACAUUCAUUAGAAGGCGAAAUCAUCGAGAUUGACGAGAAAAAUGCAGAUCAAGCACUCGAUUAUGCUUUGGGCAUGGAAAGGGUUGAGAUAGAUCCUGCAUAUGAGCGCCGCUUAGUCACUAAAAUUGACUGGUUUAUAUUACCAAUUGUGGUGGCCUUAAUGUCAGUUUCCUUGAUGGAUAAGACAACAAAUAGCUAUGCGUCAAUUAUGGGUAUGACAGCCGAUUUGAGAUUGACUGGAGAAGAAUACUCGUGGGUUGGUAGUUCAUUUUACUUUGGCUAUCUUAUUUUUGCAUUUCCUGCAAAUCUUAUGCUUCAGAGAUUUCCGCUUUCAAAAACUCUCGGAAUAGCUGUUAUUUUGUGGGGGGUUGUCUUGAUGUGUCACGGUGCUUGUAAAUCUGCUGCACCAUUACUGGCAUGCCGUGUACUACUGGGUAUUCUUGAGGCCUUUAUGAAUCCAGCAUACGUUUUGCUUACCUCACAGUGGUAUAAAAAGAGCGAACAAUUUAUGAGGUCGUGUGUCUGGGUUGGCUUUCAAGGGUUUGGCACCAUACUCGGUACCAGUAUUGCCUACGGUCUUGCCACUAAUGGCCACUAUGCUUUACCUUCCUGGAGACUGCUUUACAUUAUCACCGGCGUUAUAACAAUCUUUUUAGGAAUUGUGUCAGUGCUGCACGUUCCUGACAUACCAGUUAAGGCUUGGUUCUUAAAUGACACGGAAAAGCAAUACUGUGUUGAAAGAAUCAAAGAAAAUCAACAAGGGUUUGGAACUCGUGUUUUCAAAAAGCAUCAGCUCAUUGAAGCAUUCAGAGAUUACAGAACAUUGAUUUUCUUUGUAUAUGGCAUGGUCUACGCUAUUCCAAAUGGUGGCUUCACGAAUUUUGGUUCCAUUUUACUAAGGGGAGACUUUGGAUUCUCAACCACUACUGCUCUUUUGAUGAAUAUGCCUGGUGGUGGUAUUGAUAUUGUGAUCCCAUUUAUCGUUGCUUACCUUUCAAAAUGGUUUUUCAAGGGGGAACGUCUGAUCAUCUCUUUUCUUGUGAAUUCGCUUGUUGUUGUUGGAAUGUGUCUACUGAAUUUCACUGCUCACAAAGGAUCAAGACUGGUCGGAUAUCUUUCCUUCUACUGCGCGACCGCUGUCUUAUCUUGUAUGUUUUCGUGUAUAUCUUCCAACACUGCUGGUUAUACUAAGAAGAUUACAGUGAAUACAGUAUUUCUAGUCGGAUAUGCAACAGGGAAUAUCAUUGGUCCGCAAACAUUCCGUAGCACUCAAGCGCCAGGAUACGUUGGUGCUAAAAUCGCAAUGCUGAUUUCUUUCUGUGUUGCUGACCUGUGCAUAGCUGGAAUGUAUUUUUUGAACAAAUGGGACAACAGACAGAAAGAAAAGAAAAGAGAAGCUCUUGGAGAUAGCUAUGUUGUUCCCGACGGUCUUGCUUUCACAGACUUGACUGACAAAGAGAAUCCUGAAUUUCGUUACUCUCUAUAA